AUGGAACGCAGCCUCCUCAGGCAUCCUGCCAGCUACGAUGAAAGCCUUACACUAAGAGAGAUCGAGAUCCCAGUGCCCUCAAAGGAUGAAAUGCUGGCCAAGGUCAUUGGUUCAUCACUCUGCAGUUCCGAUCGUCUGUUGUUCGAUCCAGACUUUUUCUUAACCAAGUCUUUGGAGAGUCCAGUAACAAUGGGCCAUGAGGCAACUGGCAGGGUCAUGAAAGUGGGAGAAAACGUAGUCAAUUUCUGCGUAGGGGAUCCUGUAGGAUUUCUUGCCUCCAGAGGGUGUUUUGAAUGUGUUCAGUGUAGGACAUAUUCAAGUUACGGAUGCCCAAAAGGUUUGGAAGCUCAAGGUUUCACGUGCAAUGGGUACCUCCAGGAGUAUAUUGUUGUCGAUGCUCGAAGCGCGGCUAAGUUUCCCCCCAGUCUGGAUGUCGCAAGAUCAGCUCCACUCUGCUGCGCGGGCGUAACUGCGUACAACGCCAUCAAAGAGUGUCUUCCAGAAGCAGGAAAGUGGCUGGCAGUCUUCGGGACGGGGGGUGUGGGUAAGAUGGCAAUAAAGUACGCCAAAGCAAAGGGCUUCAAGGUCGUCGCAGUGGAUAUCGAUAAGGAUCAGCUCGGUGACGCAGAGCGAGCUGGAGCUGACGAAACGUUCAUGCCAAGUGAUCUUUCACCCGAUCGCGUGGCGAUGUUUCGUGAGAAAACUAGAGGCGGUGUUGAUGCCGCAGUCAACUUUACAUCUUCAAGCCAAUCAUAUACUGACAUGCAGGGCUUGAUCAAGUUCAACGGCAUUCUUACGGUGGUGGGUAUUGCUGACGAGCUCAAGGUCAAGCCUAUGGAUAUUAGUUUUAGAAAGCUCGUUAUCAAAGGAGCCCCAAACGGAACGGCGCAAGAUCUGAAAGAGUGUUUCGAGUUUAGUGCGAAGCAUGAUAUCAAAGCACCCCACAAGUUUAUCGAAUUACAGGAUGUCCCGCAAGUGGUUGAGGAAAUGAAUAGUGGCACGGUCAGAGAGCGCAUGAUUGUCCUGUUCUAG
Fusarium poae is the source of this 1032-nucleotide messenger RNA. RefSeq lists its product as uncharacterized. The record is from RefSeq and is a predicted model, not a curated record. The transcript has 3 exons. Gene Ontology annotation, molecular function: oxidoreductase activity; zinc ion binding. The coding region runs from base 1 to 1032 and encodes 343 amino acids. Lineage: Eukaryota; Fungi; Ascomycota; Sordariomycetes; Hypocreales; Nectriaceae.